AGGUAUAGCUCGAGGCGAGGUGGGCGGACCUUCCUUUCAUAGGUACCAGACAUGGCAGCGGCAGAGGACAAUGAAAUGAGCGUAGUGGCAGACGACAUGGAGCCAAGCUUUACCAAGUGCCUGGUGGCAGGAGGUAUGGCAGGAACAGCCGUGGACGUGACUCUGUUCCCCCUGGACACGCUGAAGACCCGGCUGCAGAGUGAAGCCGGCUUCUGGAAGUCUGGAGGCUUCAGGGGGAUCUACUCUGGCCUGGGGUCAGCAGCAGUCGGCUCUGCACCGGGAGCUGCCGUCUUUUUCGUCACUUACGAGUUUGUGAAAAGCCUGACAGGAUCCCUCCUCCCAGAAUCCCUUGCACCUGUCAGUCACAUGAUUGGAGCUUCUGCGGGAGAAGUUGGAGCCUGUAUUGUGAGAGUACCAGUAGAAGUGGUGAAACAGAGAGCUCAGGCCAACCCUGGACAUUCCAGCUACAGUGUGCUGAGGAGAACAGUCACACAGGAGGGAUUCAGAGGACUCUACAGAGGCUAUCUCAGCACAGUUAUCAGAGAGAUUCCAUUUUCUUUUGUGCAGUUCCCCAUCUGGGAGUUUCUUAAAAAAUCGUGGUCCAACAGACAAGGCAAACUGGUGGAUCCCUGGCAGGGAGCAGUGUGUGGGGCAAUAUCAGGAGGAUUUUCAGCUGCAGUAACCACACCACUGGACGUAGCUAAAACCAGAAUCAUGCUGGCAGAGGCUGGGACAGAAACUGCAAGAGGAAGCAUUCCCUCAGUGUUAAAAACGAUAUGGAGGACUGAUGGUAUGAGGGGGUUAUUUGCAGGUGUGGGCCCCCGUACCCUGUGGAUCAGUCUGGGAGGGUUCAUUUUCCUGGGGGUGUACGACAAGUCUAAAGCUGUGAUGUCAAACUUCUCCAAGGACAUUAUGACAUAGCUGAUAGUGUGUUUCCAUGCAGAUGACUUCUCAGCCGUCAACUAUGCUGCUUUCUCAACAACAGGCAGCUCAGUCCUUACAGCAAAGGUUACUGUAUAUCUACAGUACACAGGAGCCUUCUUUCAUAAAGUUUCUUU
This is a messenger RNA of Branchiostoma belcheri (Belcher's lancelet), 1058 nucleotides long. RefSeq names its product S-adenosylmethionine mitochondrial carrier protein-like. Lineage: Eukaryota; Metazoa; Chordata; Leptocardii; Amphioxiformes; Branchiostomatidae. Gene Ontology annotation, cellular component: mitochondrial inner membrane. The record is from RefSeq and is a predicted model, not a curated record. The transcript is spliced from 10 exons. Gene Ontology annotation, molecular function: S-adenosyl-L-methionine transmembrane transporter activity. Bases 52 to 921 code for a protein of 289 amino acids.